AUGUGUCUUCACUGCUUGGUGGUGGCCGCUGUACUGGGGCACCUGUUGGGGCUCAUGAAGAAAACGGACCGAGAAAAAUUUAACAGUCUUCUCCAUGAAGGCGGCAGAUUGUACGUCCUCGACGAGAUCCGCGGGUUAAAUUUUUCCUCACAGGAAGCUGUGAUUGAGGCCUGGAAGCGUGCAGAUGCAGCUGCUCUAUCCAAUGGCAUCAACCUCAUUGGGAAAGUUCAAGGCCUGCAGUAUGGCGUGCCUGCCUGGGCCAGAUUUGCUAAUGAGAAGCAAAAGCAAAUUGUUGACGACUAG
Messenger RNA from Volvox carteri f. nagariensis, 303 nucleotides. RefSeq lists its product as uncharacterized. The record is from RefSeq and is a predicted model, not a curated record. The coding region runs from base 1 to 303 and encodes 100 amino acids. NCBI's taxonomy places the organism in Eukaryota, Viridiplantae, Chlorophyta, Chlorophyceae, Chlamydomonadales, Volvocaceae. The transcript has 4 exons.